AAGGACCGUCGCUCAGCCAAAUUUUGUCAAAUUGUCAGCGCUCCUUCUGAUUCUCCCUCGUCGUAAGAGAACAACAUGGACAAAGUGAAGUCUGCAUUUGUGGUUUGUCUGGUGUUGGGGUUGUUUCUUGGGCAGUCCAGAGCCAACUUUGAGGAUUGCUACGCGAGCUGCUUCAUCCUGUGCGCCAUCACGCCAGGUAACUCUCUCUUCUCCUGCUCUGUCAAGUGCUUGAAGGACUGUGUAAUUCCUCCUUCAGACAGCCUCGGAGAUACGCAGUACUUCUGCAAGCUCGGGUGCGCCUCCUCCUUGUGUACCAACCUCAGUUCAAAGGAUAACCCUGGCGAGAAAAGAGUUGCAGGUUGUGUGGAUUCUUGCUCGGAGACAUGUGCCCAUCAUGUGUAGCUUGCCCUCUGAGAAUCUAUGAACAAAUUUUGGAUCCUGAAGUCAAGUAAUACAUCAAUGAAUUGAAUGAAACGUCUAGAGUCUUGAGCCAUUUUCAGUUCCGGCAAAGUUUCUUAUGUGGUGUGUUAUGGUGAAUGUCAUUUUAUUCGGAUUCAAUAUUUAUCUCAAGAUGCCUAU
Molecule: messenger RNA, 579 nt
Organism: Rhodamnia argentea
Lineage: Eukaryota; Viridiplantae; Streptophyta; Magnoliopsida; Myrtales; Myrtaceae
Product: thionin-like protein 2
Exons: 2
Coding region: 76-402 (108 amino acids)
Source: RefSeq, a predicted model, not a curated record